Molecule: messenger RNA, 3543 nt
Organism: Cheilinus undulatus (humphead wrasse)
Lineage: Eukaryota; Metazoa; Chordata; Actinopteri; Labriformes; Labridae
Product: sodium- and chloride-dependent creatine transporter 1
Exons: 14
Coding region: 505-2562 (685 amino acids)
Biological process (GO): sodium ion transmembrane transport
Cellular component (GO): membrane
Source: RefSeq, a predicted model, not a curated record
GCAGUCUUCGUCUGUCGAACCGCGGCAUCACGUACAGGUUCAUUCACCUCAGACUUUGCUUUUUUUUUUUUAAACAAAAUAUCUUCAACUUAAGGCACAGUAUUAUUUUCAUUUAACUGUCAUCCAUGAGAUUCUUCAGGCUUACCUUCAAGUGCUUCGUCGACUGCUUUUGAAUCUCCUUUGUCAACGGCUGAACUGACUGCGGCGCCUUAUUAACAUUUUUCCAUCUCUUGGCUGAGCUGAGGGGUUCCAACGUGUGAUAAUCAUAAAAACUGAGAUUUUAUUUAUUUCAAGAGGGCGAAAUAACAAACUCAGAAAAUCAAAGAGACAACUGGAGCACUGCACAUUGCGGCUACAUCUCUGUCUGCCUCUGAGCCCGCCGGGUGCCUUCUUAGCCAGGCACAUUUAAAAAAAAAAAAACACUCGAGCAGCCCCUGGCUAAACCAACAGCCAGCAGCUUUGCUUUUUAAAAAUAGAUAUAUUUUUGUGCCGCUACCCUACAAUAUGUCACCUGAGUUGGAAGAGACCAGUCAAGGUGAAAUCAGCCUCCCACAAUUAGAGGCGGGGGCCUUGUCUGAGGAAGAAGGUGGGUCAGCUCGCCCCUUGGUACCUGUGCCUGGAGCAGGCCCAGGGUGUGGUGCGGGCGGAGGGGCUGGCCCGCCAUCAAGCCAGGAUGGGGCUGCAGCUGGGACUGGAAACGGGACUGUAGCUGUUCCAGCGGUGGAGAGAGAAACGUGGACCAGACAGAUGGACUUCAUCAUGUCCUGUGUGGGUUUUGCGGUUGGCUUGGGCAACGUGUGGAGGUUCCCUUACCUUUGCUACAAGAACGGAGGAGGGGUUUUUCUCAUCCCCUACCUACUGAUUGUGUUCAUCGGAGGCAUCCCGGUCUUCUUCCUUGAGAUUUCACUGGGGCAGUUUAUGAAGCAGGGAGGGGUCUCUGCUUGGAACAUCGCACCCCUCUUCAAAGGUCUGGGCUUGGCCUCAAUGGUGAUAGUGUUCUUCUGUAACACCUACUACAUCAUGAUUCUGGUGUGGGGCCUCUACUUUCUCUUCCACUCCUUCACAAACCCGCUGCCCUGGGCCACCUGUGGACACCCCUGGAACACCCCAAACUGUACACAGGACUUUCGUCGCACCUGCCACAACCGCAGUGCUGCCCAGUCUGCUUUACCGUCACCAGAUGCCACCCCCUCCAACCUCCUCGCCUCUACCCCGUCCCAGUUGAACCUCUCUUCAGCUCAGCUCCUUCUCAACAGCAGCUGCAUGGAAGCAGAGGGAAUGCGAUCUCCGGUCAUUGAAUUCUGGGAACGUAAAGUACUCCGUCUUUCUGGUGGACUGCACGAGCCUGGUGACAUCAGCUAUGAGAUGGUGCUGUGUCUCAUAGCUACUUGGGUUAUUGUUUACUUCUGCAUGUGGAAAGGAGUUAAAUCUACUGGCAAGGUUGUGUACUUUACAGCUCUUUUCCCCUACCUGGUUCUGGUCGUUCUUUUGGCCCAUGGAGUCACUCUACCAGGAGCUUUAGAUGGGAUUGUUUACUACCUGAAACCAGACUGGUCUAAACUUGGAGAAGCGCAGGUGUGGAUUGAUGCCGGCACUCAGAUCUUCUUCUCUUAUGCCAUCGGACUGGGCGCCCUGACUGCGCUGGGCAGCUACAACCGCUUCCAUAACAACUGUUACCAGGAUGCAUUCCUUCUGGCUCUCAUAAACAGUGGAACCAGUUUCUUUGCUGGCUUUGUGGUGUUCUCUGUGCUGGGCUUCAUGGCUGCAGAGCAAGGCGUGGACAUCAGUAAGGUAGCUGAGAGUGGUCCUGGCCUGGCCUUUAUUGCUUACCCCAAGGCAGUGACAUUGAUGCCUCUGGCGCCACUCUGGGCAGCACUUUUCUUCUUUAUGCUGCUCAUACUGGGCCUGGACAGUCAGUUCGUAGGGGUGGAGGGUUUGAUAACAGGAAUCAUGGACAUGCUACCCCCCAAAUCUGCCCUGGGCUCCCUGCGACGAGAGGUGGUGGCAGCCAUCUGCUGCGUCAUCUGCUUUCUCAUCGACAUGUCUAUGGUCACUGAGGGAGGGAUGUAUGUCUUCCAGCUGUUUGACUACUACUCUGCCAGCGGCAUCACCCUACUGUGGCAGGCCUUCUGGGAGUGUGUGGUGAUCGCAUGGGUCUAUGGUGCAGACCGUUUCAUGGACGACGUGGCUCGUAUGAUCGGCUAUCAACCACUGCCCUACAUGAAGUGGUGCUGGUCCUACAUCACGCCUUUUGUCUGUGUGGCAGUGUUCCUGUUCCAUGUGGUGAACUACAAGCCCCUCACCUACAACACAGUGUACACCUAUCCUUUGUGGGGUGAAGCGCUUGGCUGGGCAUUGGCCUUGUCAUCAAUGCUCUGUAUCCCUGUCACAGUUCUCUACAAGCUGCUGCGCUGCAAAGGAUCCUUGCGGGAGAGGUGGCAACAUCUAACCACUCCAGUUUGGGGGAGACAUCACCUGGAAUACCUGGCCCCUGAGACCGAGGCCAAACUGCUGCCCCCUGCAGGCACAAAGAAUACACUUCUCUUUGAAAGUGUCAUUUGAAGAGCUGAGCCCUAUAGAACACAGAGCAAAGGUUUCCCGUAAAUCAACACACACAAACACACAGGCCAUACAAAACACAUGCACAUACUACACAAGCCGUUUAAGAGCAAAGCCUAGGUUUGUUAAACAACUGGCAGAUUUAAAUCUAUGGAAAAGCCCUGGACUAAUGGACCAAAGAGUAGAUGGGAGAAGAACUGAAAUACGCACUGUCAUCCACCCUCAUCCAUAUAUAGCCAUCAUCAAACGCUGACAAACCCUCUGCUCUGCUUUCUAACUCUACCUCGCUGACUCUCCACCCCCUCCGCCCCCCCCCGCCCCCCGCCUUUGUGCUGUCCCGUCUCGUUUCGUCCUAUGGGUGUUGUGUAUCCAGUGUAGUUGUGAUAUAUUUUCUUCCUGUGCCUAUCUGUCAGGGUUUCAACAGCAUCAUCCGUCCAAAAACGUCAUGUCCUUUUGUGAAAUGAGCAGAAACAUAAAAGAUUCUGAUGAAACUUUCUUAAUGAAAGAACGUUUAUCUGCUGCUGAUUCGCCAUGGUCUGAAUGUGUGCGUGCACAAAUGUUUACGUAUCCGUUCUUGUGUGGAUGUGGGCAUGUGUCUUUAAGAAACCGUGCGUGUUGGACCAUGGCAGUGGUGUCUUCAUUAAUAUGUGAAAUAGCCUUUAUGGCUGUUGUUUUCUGCCAACUAUAUUCUCUCAAUCAACUGUACAAAAAAUAGCUUCCAUUUAUUAAAAAAAUAUAAAGAUAUUCAAAACAAGACAAUGCAUCACCACUUCCAGCUGUGUGUUAUGAACUAUCUUAAGUAUCCAGUGUAUUGUAAGGUCUGUGAAUCAGUGUUAAUAUUUGGAGGGGAUGAUGAUCAUCAGUAUUUCCACCUUAAGGAAAGGAGAAACUAUAGACUGAAUUGUGCAAAGAGCUGGAGACUGGGAUGAGGGGAGGGGAAAGAGACUUGAUGCCAUGCCAGAAAGGAAGCAAUAAAUGACCUGA